Molecule: messenger RNA, 610 nt
Organism: Thecamonas trahens ATCC 50062
Lineage: Eukaryota; Apusomonadida; Apusomonadidae
Product: dual specificity protein phosphatase 9
Exons: 1
Coding region: 23-610 (195 amino acids)
Biological process (GO): protein dephosphorylation; regulation of MAP kinase activity
Cellular component (GO): cytoplasm
Molecular function (GO): JUN kinase phosphatase activity
Source: RefSeq, a predicted model, not a curated record
CACUAUACGUGCAUAGACGGGAAUGGCAAGCGAGAAGCUGCAUCGCGAAGUGGUGUGGAACACGGCGCAGAGCGUGGACGAGGCCGCCGGUGGUAGGGUGCUGGUGAGUGGCGAGACGGUGGCGAUGGACAAGGAGCUGAUGGAGGAGUUGGGCGUGAGCCAUGUGCUUCGUGUCGGCAGCUUUCUGGAUGCACACUUUGCGGACGACUUUGUCUACUCUGAGCCCAUAGAGGUACUCGACAUGCCAGACGUUCCCAUCAUCAAUCACUUUGAUUACGGCGUGAGCUUUGUGGCCGAUGCGCUCGCCUCGGAUCCCACCGCCCGAGUCCUUGUCCACUGCCAGCACGGACAGUCGCGAUCGGUCACGCUUCUCGCUGCCUUUCUCAUGACGAAGCAUGGGAUGGAGGUCGAGGCUGCACUCGCCGCCAUCACCCGCGCCCGUCCAGUUGCCGAGCCCAACGAGGGCUUUGUCCUCCAGCUCAAGCUCUACGCCGCGCUCGGAUGCACUACCGAUCACCCGGUGGGAAGCCCGGGUGCUGCCCUGCUAGACGUGUUCUACGCUGGCCAAGGCGAGUUUGCGUACGUGCCUCAGUGGAAGCGGUACACUUGA